Molecule: messenger RNA, 921 nt
Organism: Racocetra persica
Lineage: Eukaryota; Fungi; Glomeromycota; Glomeromycetes; Diversisporales; Gigasporaceae
Source: the annotation of a GenBank genome assembly
AUGGUUGAGGUAUUUUACCAGCUACAUUGUUUGUGGAGACACCUGAAAUCACAGCCGAUUUUUCCUUUUCUUCGUGCUGCUUUUUACGCUCUUCUUCCGCCUGAAUUUCACGUAGAGAAGGAGGAAGAAGCGAUGAAAAAACGUAACAAGAUACGUGAGAUGCAACAAGCGUUGGUUAGCUCUUCCGCAUCUAGUGGAACGACUGCUCCAAAUAACAUGGGAAAACGCUAUGCGGAUACGGUAUCCAUUGGAAAUUUAAACAAGCCAUCGAUAAGCUCCACGACUAAUGCUUGGACAACUGUUGCAAGUAAAACAUCUAACCGCAUCACUACUACUACUCCAACGAAUAUUUUGAACUCAAGUAGCGUAUUACCUGGUGUAACAAAAACAAAUAUAGCUACUAGAGAUGCUUCGCUUUUAGAUACCGAACACAAGCAGAUUAACGGCGUUCAGACUGGAUUAAGAGUUGUAAACCAAUCUGCCAAGCCUGCUGAGGCCUUAAAAAGUGGUACCAGAACAACUGCUAAUACGGGUAUACCUAAACCUAUGACAAAUAAAUUUUUAAAAUGGUGUAGAAAUGCUUUACGCGGAUUGAAUAACCCAAAUGUUGACGAGUUUAUUCAGAUGUUAUUAACGUUUCCUCUUGAUCCACCCCCGGAAACUAUCGAGAUUAUUCAAGAUUCUAUUUAUGCUACCUCACCAACACUAGAUGGUCGUCGAUUUGCUGACGAAUUUAUUAAAAGAAGGAAAGCUGAUGCAAAUGGAUUGCCAAUGAGCAGUUUAUUAAGCCAUCAUUCGGACAGUAAAUUGAACAAAGAUCUUUCAAAUGGAAGUAAUAGUGCAAAGGACGAUUAUACAGGGAAUGGUGCUGGUGCUUUUAAAGUAGUAACGACUAAAAAGAGUAAAAAAAAUAAGCACUGA